Molecule: messenger RNA, 4435 nt
Organism: Cucurbita moschata (crookneck pumpkin)
Lineage: Eukaryota; Viridiplantae; Streptophyta; Magnoliopsida; Cucurbitales; Cucurbitaceae
Product: ABC transporter G family member 31-like
Exons: 24
Coding region: 40-4332 (1430 amino acids)
Cellular component (GO): membrane
Molecular function (GO): ATP hydrolysis activity; ATP binding; ABC-type transporter activity
Source: RefSeq, a predicted model, not a curated record
CCGUCUCUGUUUCCUUCUCUUCUCAUCUUUUUUGCUUCAAUGGCGGCUUCUAAUGGUAGCGAGUACUUCCAUUUCGAGAUGAACGUGACCGAUCAAUCCUUUGUGAGACCGUCCAACGCUGAGUUAUUCGCGAAGGACGAGCAUGAGCUUUUGUGGGCCGCGAUUGAGAGGUUACCGUCUCGUAAACAGUCGAAUUACGCAUUGUUGACGCAUACUGCGUCUGAGAUCUCCUCUAAUGGCGAUGAAAACAUUAAGAGAAUUGAAACUAUUGACGUCCGGAAGCUCGAUAAGAACAAACGCGAACUUGUUGUGAAGAAAGCAUUGGCUACCAAUGAUCAAGAUAAUUUUAAGUUGCUUUCUGGAAUUAAGGAGCGUCUCGAUAAAGCCGGAGUAGUGAUUCCAAAGGUUGAAAUUAGAUUCCAUAACUUAAAAGUGGGAGCAGAUGUUCAAAUCGGUUCUAGAACUUUGCCUACUUUAAUCAACUAUUCAUACGAAGUUGUUGAGAAUAUAUUGAUGAGUUUGAGAAUCAUCAAAGGCAAGAGAUAUCCAUUAACAAUUCUGAGUGACGUCAGUGGCCUCGUGAAACCAGGAAGGAUGACGCUGCUCUUAGGGCCUCCAGGUUCUGGAAAAUCGACCUUACUUCAAUUCCUAGCCGGCAAACUUGAUAGAAACUUAAAGAAAAGUGGUAACAUCACUUAUAAUGGACAUCGUCUUCAUGAGUUCUGCGUUCAAAGAACCUCCGCAUACAUUAGCCAAUCCGAUGAUCACCUACCGGAGUUGACUGUGCGAGAAACUUUGGACUUCGCCGCUAGAUGCCAAGGUGCAAGUGAAAGCUUUGCAGAAUAUUUGAAAGAACUGUCACGCUUGGAGAAAGAAAGAAAAAUCCGACCUAGUCCUGAUAUUGAUGCAUUCAUGAAGGCAUCGUCAGUUGGUGGUAAAAAGCACAGUGUGUUAACAGAUUACAUUUUGAAAGUGCUUGAUCUUGAUAUAUGCUCGCAGACAUUAGUUGGUAGUGAUAUGGUGAGGGGUGUCUCUGGUGGCCAAAGAAAAAGAGUUACUUCAGGGGAAAUGAUUGUUGGGCCAAGGAAGACUCUUUUUAUGGAUGAGAUAUCCACCGGACUUGAUAGCUCCACAACUUAUCAAAUUGUGAAAUGUUUAAGGAACUUUGUUCAUCAAAUGGAGGCUACAGUGUUAAUGGCUCUCUUACAACCUGCUCCUGAGACAUUUGAACUGUUUGAUGAUCUUGUGUUGUUAUCAGAGGGUUAUUUGGUGUAUCAAGGCCCUCGAGCCGAGGUGUUAAGGUUUUUCGAGUCAUUGGGUUUUAAGCUACCCCCUCGCAAGGGGGUAGCUGAUUUUCUUCAAGAGGUGACGUCUAAGAAUGAUCAAGCACAAUAUUGGGCUGAUUCCACUCGGCCAUAUACAUACAUUUCUGUUCCUGAAUUCGCAGAAGCAUUUAAGAACUCCAAUAUUGGGAAGUCUUUGGAGUCCUCGCUCAACACUCCAUUUGAUAAGUCUCUAAGCCAUCCUUCAGCUUUGGCUAAAACAAAAUUUGCUGUGUCAAAGCGUGAGCUUUUCAAAGCUUGCUUCUCUCGAGAAGUACUGUUGAUUAACCGAAAUAGUUUUCUUUAUAUUUUCAAGACAUGUCAGGUUGCAUUUGUUGGAGUUGUUACAUGCACAAUGUUCUUAAGAACAAGACUACACCCCACGGAUGAGAUAAAUGGCAAUCUCUAUCUGGCUUGCCUGUUCUUUGGAUUGGUGCAUAUGCUGUUUAAUGGCUUCUCUGAGCUACCUUUAAUGAUAUCUCGAUUGCCUGUUUUCUACAAGCAAAGGGAUAAUCUGUUUCACCCUGCUUGGUCCUGGUCUUUUACUAGCUGGAUUUUGCGCGUGCCUUAUUCCAUUCUUGAAGCCGUUGUGUGGUCUUGUGUUGUAUAUUAUCCUGUUGGCUUUGCCCCUAGUGCUGGGAGGUUCUUCCGCUUCAUGUUCCUACUCUUUUCAGUUCAUGAAAUGGCUAUAGGUCUUUUUCGUCUAAUGGCAGCUAUAACCAGAGACAUGGUAAUUGCCAAUACAUUUGGUUCAGCAGCUUUGCUUAUUACAUUCUUACUGGGUGGUUUUAUGAUACCAAAAGAAAUGAUUAAGCCAUGGUGGUCAUGGGCUUUUUGGGUCUCCCCACUUUCUUAUAGCCAACGUGCUAUUUCUGUCAAUGAGUUUACUGCCACUAGGUGGAUGGAGAAAUCUACCAUUGGAGAUGGAACUGUUGGAUACAAUAUUCUUCAUUCACAUAGCAUGCCUAGUGGUGAUAAAUGGUACUGGGUGGGUGUUGGAGUGAUGUGGGGUUAUGUAGCUCUUUUCAAUAUUUUGGUGAAUUUGGCUUUAGUUUACCUCCACCCGCUAAGAAAAGCCCAAACUGUAACCCCACUUGCUUCUACUGCGGAAAAUGGUGUUGAACAAGCUUUGAAAUUUAGUGAAACAUCUCCCAGAGCCGGCAAGACAGAAAAGGGAAUGAUUCUUCCAUUCCAACCAUUAACAAUGACUUUUCAUAAUGUUAAUUAUUUCGUUGAUACUCCAAAGGAAAUGAUGCAGCAAGGUAUACUAGAAAAGAAAUUGCAGCUGUUAUCAAAUGUGAGUGGAGUGUUUUCACCAGGAGUUCUUACAGCUUUAGUUGGAUCAAGCGGGGCAGGAAAAACUACACUGAUGGAUGUUCUUGCUGGAAGAAAAACCGGUGGAUACAUUGAAGGUGAUAUCAGAAUAUCAGGCUUUCCAAAAGAGCAGCCUACUUUUGCUAGAAUAUCAGGCUACGUAGAGCAAAAUGAUAUCCAUUCCCCCCAAGUCACAGUCGAGGAAAGCCUCCAAUUCUCCUCAUUUCUACGUCUUCCAAAAGAAAUCAGCAAAGAAAAACGACAGGAGUUCAUUGAAGAAGUAAUGAGUCUAGUGGAGCUUGAUACUCUUAGGCAUGCUUUGGUUGGUGUGCCAGGUAAUACUGGUUUAUCAACAGAGCAGAGAAAACGCCUGACAGUUGCAGUGGAGCUUGUUGCAAAUCCUUCUAUCAUCUUUAUGGAUGAACCUACCUCUGGACUCGAUGCUCGAGCGGCUGCCAUUGUUAUGCGAACCGUUCGUAACACGGUCGAUACGGGAAGAACUGUUGUUUGUACCAUUCAUCAACCUAGUAUUGACAUUUUUGAAGCAUUUGAUGAGUUGCUUCUUAUGAAACGAGGGGGAAGAGUUAUAUAUGGGGGAAAGCUUGGAAUACAUUCACAAAUAAUGAUAGACUAUUUUGAGGGAAUUAGUGGAGUUCCUCCAAUACCAGAUUCUUACAAUCCAGCUACUUGGAUGCUUGAGGUCACGUCCCCUGCUGCUGAGCACAGAAUUGGUAAAGAUUUUGCUGACCUAUAUAGGGACUCGAAUCAAUACAGAAUCGUCGAAGCUUCCAUCAAGCAAUUAAGCGUUCCACCGGUGGGUGGAGAAGCAUUGAAGUUCGAUACCACAUACUCGCAAGGCAUACUAUCUCAGUUCAUUAUUUGCCUAUGGAAGCAAAGGCUUGUGUAUUGGAGAAGUCCCCAUUACAAUGUGAUGAGGUUAUGUUUCACCUUCAUAAGUGCACUGAUUUUUGGUUCAGUGUUUUGGGGUAUUGGUAUGAAAAGGAACUCAACUCAAGAACUGUUCGUUGUUAUGGGAGCUCUGAACACUGCAUGCUUAUUCAUCGGAGUAAACAAUGCUUCCACUGUACAACCAAUUGUUUCAAUUGAGCGAACAGUAUUCUAUCGCGAGAAAGCAGCUGGAAUGUAUUCUCCAUUCGCUUAUGCAUUUGCUCAGAGCUUAGUGGAGGUUCCCUACAUUGCUGCACAGACCAUAAUAUACGGUGUCAUCUCAUAUUUCAUGGUUAAUUUCGAAAGAAACGCGGGCAAGUUUUUCCUAUAUCUGCUGUUCAUGUUCUUGACGUUCACCUAUUUCACCUUUUAUGGAAUGAUGGUGGUGGGGCUGACUCCAUCACAAAAUCUGGCAUCCAUUGUAUCUUCAGCAUUCUACUCUUUAUGGAAUCUCCUCUCUGGCUUUCUUAUUCCAAAGCCCAGCCUCCCAGGAUGGUGGAUUUGGUUCUACUACAUCUGCCCUGUUGCAUGGUCUUUGAGGGGAAUUAUAACGUCGCAGCUUGGCGACGUAGACACCAUAACUGUGGGGCAAGGUUUCGAGGGGUCUGUGAAAGAAUACUUGGAAGUAAGCCUUGGAUAUGGCCCCGGCAUGGUCGGAGUUUCGGUUGUGGUGCUCCUUGCCUUCAUCCUCGUCUUCUUCUCCAUCUUUGCCCUCUCCAUCAAAUUCAUCAAUUUCCAGAAAAGAUAAAAGAUAAAAGUAUAAUGCCAUUGCAUUCUUUGUAAAGUAAAUAGUAUAAUACCUAAAUUUAUUAGUACAGUUUUACUUACUAUCAUAAUUUUGAGAUUUGAAU